Molecule: messenger RNA, 540 nt
Organism: Adineta steineri
Lineage: Eukaryota; Metazoa; Rotifera; Eurotatoria; Adinetida; Adinetidae
Source: the annotation of a GenBank genome assembly
AUGACGAAGUCUAUUUCAUCAUUACUUAUUAUCCUUAUCUUCUUUUUCCUAACAACUGUUAUUGAAGUAACUCCUGAUUCACAUUUUGUUCGACCAUAUCCUAAAGUGAUUGGUUCAAAUAGAAAUCGUGCUGCAUCAUCAUUAUUCAAUGUUCUACAUCCCGUUAUUCCAUUUAAAGAAUCUAUUGAUCCAUCGGAACCAUUUCAAUGUCCUCAAAGUCAACAAUAUAUUGCUCUCCAAUUUAUUUGUCAUGGUCAUCCAGGUGAUUGUCCUGAUAGCCUUGAUGAAAAUGAAGAAGCAUGUAUUGCAGCUAAACGUCUAGCAAAGGAAAAUAUUGAAAAAUUUCUUCAUGCUGCAUAUACAUUUCUUUUUACUGAGAAAACAUUUAUGUCAUCGGGUGAUCUUGCACAUUUUCGAAAUAUUUUUCAAUUAAUUCAUGAUGGUCGAUUAGAAGAUAUUCCUUUGUUUGCACAAGAAGCUGUUAAUCAAGGUCUUGCAGCCUUAGUUGAAAAGCUCGAUGAUUCGGGAUUUAUGGAUUAA